UCGAGAUCUCUUCAGCGAGUAUCGUUAAGGAUGUUAGGGACUUUGAAAAUAUUUACGUUGCUUGUAAUGGUGUAUAUAGAAUUUUUUAAAAUUACCUCAGCGAACCGUACCCAGAGGUAUUUGGUACAUCCGCCACCGGGUCAAUUCGCCCCGACGAAAGUACAGCUCAUCCUCGGUCUGGGUUUACCGAUGGAAGUGGACGUCAGCACGAUUAUUGGUUACGUCAUGAAAUUCAAUUACAAGCUACCAUACAAUGCGUCAUACUUCACGAAUCCCUAUGUUCGAUAUGAUCGAUCGACUGGUUCAAAUAUAAUGGCGGGAAAAAUUGACGUGGAGAAGAAGAAUUCAAAGUCGAAGGACGACUCGAGAUCUCAAGGAUAUGAGAACUAUCAAGGAUAUAGCUCUCGUUGGGAAGUAUACAAACUCGUAGAAUCCUUUCUCGAGUCAUUUAAUUCAGGAAAGUCCUGCCUGUUAAGGGUAGUUUGUCAAAUAGCCGAAAAUCCACUGGACACAAGACACAGCCUCUUGGGACAGAUGUUACAAGUAUUAUUAACACCCACGUCGACGCGCGAGGUCUACGCCGAUAUCACGAAUCAGGAAUAUAAAUGGGCAGAGGAAGCAGGACGCGAAUAUCCUGGACAAUGUCGGCAAAUGUUCCCGGAAUGUAGUGCCGAUAUUCUUGAUUAUUUAACGGAAAUACACUAGAGAGGGACAUUCAUUUCUGUAAUGGCCGAUUAGCCCAAACUGCAGGUUGCGGCUUAUACUGGAUGCAUUCCAAUUUACCUUAUACCGAGUUCACCUGCAUCUAUUUAUGCGCCUGCAUUUAGUAGGCGGAUUGUGGAUAAAUUUCUAAUGGACGCCGUAAAGUGAAUCGGUUGUCAUUCGAUUUAUGGGAUUUCGAAGUAUGUCCUACAUAGAGGUCGCCUAGAUAGGGGAUAGAGCAUAUACGGUAUUAUCCUGAAAUUAAAGAUAACUUCUAUAGCAA
Cephus cinctus (wheat stem sawfly) is the source of this 985-nucleotide messenger RNA. RefSeq lists its product as uncharacterized. The transcript has 4 exons. Lineage: Eukaryota; Metazoa; Arthropoda; Insecta; Hymenoptera; Cephidae. The record is from RefSeq and is a predicted model, not a curated record. The coding region runs from base 31 to 705 and encodes 224 amino acids.